This is a messenger RNA of Hypoxylon fragiforme, 411 nucleotides long. RefSeq lists its product as uncharacterized. Lineage: Eukaryota; Fungi; Ascomycota; Sordariomycetes; Xylariales; Hypoxylaceae. The record is from RefSeq and is a predicted model, not a curated record. The coding region runs from base 1 to 411 and encodes 136 amino acids. The transcript has 3 exons.
AUGCUCUUCUCACGCAAUACUCUGGUUUCCAGCGCUGCUGUGCUGAUGACUCUUUGCAAUGUAGCCACAGCUACUCCCCAAGACGGCCCCAUCGACGUCGGUUGCUACACCUACACACGGGAUGCCCCGUCCCCCGCCUGCCCAACACUCUCCUGCGCACCCCGCCCCACCGACAACUUCUGCCCGCAAAUGAUCCGCGUAUCCAGCGUGACCGUGCCGUGCGCAACAGAGGCCUGCCCAACAACCGCCACGGUCUACGACUCGACGGCGGCCUGCCCUACGUGCGCCGCGUGCCCCGUGCCCACGCAGUGGAUCACGUACACGACGGGCUGCGCCGCCGACCCCGCCGCUACCAUUACCGCCAUGACGAUCGAGACGCCUGCGUGGAAUGCGCCGAUGACGAUUUUUUAA